Dothidotthia symphoricarpi CBS 119687 is the source of this 2379-nucleotide messenger RNA. RefSeq names its product HET-domain-containing protein. Bases 60 to 1937 code for a protein of 625 amino acids. The record is from RefSeq and is a predicted model, not a curated record. The transcript is spliced from 4 exons. Lineage: Eukaryota; Fungi; Ascomycota; Dothideomycetes; Pleosporales; Dothidotthiaceae.
GUUUCUUACUUCCUACACUCAGCACUCUCUGAGUUGCUACUCGGAACUUCAACACACAGAUGCUAGACCAGGAUUCUUUGUGCGAAACAUGUUCUUCGCUCUCUUAUGAGCAGAUGCGGACGACGGAAGGCCAGGCUUACCAUACCUCCUGGGCGGCUCUGGAGGAGUCUGCGUCACUUGGGUGCCGUUUGUGCAAGUAUUUUUGGGCCGGGAGCACCGUCUCUGUGUUCGAUAAGACCCAGUCUGCUCGACUUCACAUUGAAAAGCACCCUGACGAUGACUUCGGGGUAUGGCUUUGCCUUCGGGUCGACAACAGGCUAUUGAAAAUCUUUGAGGUUUUCUCAAAACCAGGACCACCAACUGGUCUACUGGGACGUGAGAUUAUCGGUCGAGAACUGGCCUUGGACCGCUCUUCCGAUUCGGCCAUCAGCAAGAUCCAAUCGUGGAUACACGAAUGCGAAUCAAGUCAUAGUCAGUGCCGUGGUCGUUCUAUUUCACCGCUCCCAACUCGUGUAUUGGACGUUUCUCCAUCCCAAGAUCCGGACCAGGUUCGUUUGAUCGAAGGCCGCGGUUUGAAGGCCGAAUACGUUACUCUCAGUCACUGCUGGGGUAAAACACCUCCAGAUUCCGAAGAUUUGAUCUUCACGUGCACAUCAAGAAACAUCCAAACCCUCACCCAAAGCUUCCCUUUGAGCGUUCUGCCGACCUUAUAUAAAGAUGCCGUCAUGAUGACCAGACUACUACGAAUAAGAUACAUAUGGAUAGAUUCCUUGUGUAUUAUCCAAGACAGCAAAGAAGAUUGGGCGAACGAAUGCUUGCAAAUGUGCGAUGUCUACUCGAACACAUAUCUUACGAUAUCCGCUGUUUCGUGCAAAAACAGCCUCCGAGGCUUCGUCAGAGUAGAUCAAGAGUGUCUACCAUUGCAGGUUCAGCUCUGUCAGGGAUAUGGAGAUUCCAAGCAAGCUCUACACAUCCGUGAUACGUUUGUUGAUCCUGCGAUGUACUUAACUGGUAGGGGGUGGGUAUUCCAGGAGCUGCUCCUUUCUCCGCGCGUGCUACAUUUCAGCUCUAUCGACAUGGUUUUUCAGUGCGAUACGCACACAGUUUUCGAAUCAACUUCGGUUACCUGUUACGGCUGGAAUAACCAUGAUGGUAAACGGCUAGUCUAUGGAACAACUCAACACUCGCGAAGUACGGACUACGACAAGUGGCUUAAGAUUGUUCAAGACUACUCCGAGAAGAAGUUGACCUACGAGACUGACAUGUUUCCGGCUUUGUCAGGUAUUGCACACAUUGUACAAUCUCGAACAAACGACGAAUAUGUUGCAGGUCUCUGGAAAGGUGAUCUGGUUGCUGGCUUGCUGUGGUCCAAGAAUCAAUGGCUUUAUGGGCCCGUACAACUUUCGACGCAGUACCUCACACCAACAUGGAGCUGGGCUUCUUCCAACCAUGUGGAUACCUUCAACACUCGUCGACGCAAGUACUUGAAGCUGGAUAUCCUUCACGCCGAGGCGGUACCGUCAACUACAAACCCGUUUGGCGAGAUAUCAUCAGCUUCCUUGAUAGUUUCCGGACCACUCAAGAGAACCAUGAUAUGCGACUUGAGAGAGAUACCGGAUGAUUGUGUGCAGUUAACCUCGGUUGGAGGUUCUAAGAUUCGUUUCGCUUUCGACAUAGGUCAACACAAGGUACCAGAUUUGGACGAAGUCUGGUGCCUAGAUUGCACAGUUAACAAGGAGGACGACAUCCCCGAGAACAUCCACCACGGCCUCACGUGGUUCAAUGCACAUGGCCUAGUCCUCGAACAAGUGUCCGAAAAGAAGCAAGUUUACAAGCGGAUUGGAGUUUUUGAAGUCUUCGGAGUCGACGUUGGUACUGGAGGUGAUACGGACUGGCAUCGGACAGGGUGGAGCAAGACGAGGUUGGAAAUUAUCUGAUAGUUACAGAUUAAGACGACUGAACAAACGUCUCGUUAUUGCAACCUGUUGAUGCUUGAAGCUUCGACUGGAAUCUACAGAGGUUCUCAUAUGCUUCCAAGUCUGGAACUUCGCUGGAUAAUCCACAUCCCGCACUACGGCGUUUUCCCACAUUCCACCCACAUAAUUGACACUCAUUCUCGUAGGCCCCAUAGCUUUUGUGAGGCAGAAGCCGACGUGGCUGCCAACUGGAGGAGAUGAGUGAGUAACAGUGUUCAUGUAGUCACCUGCUACAAUUAGAGAGAGGGUUUAGAGGAAAUGAAAAGCUAUAUGAGGGAUGCAAAAGUUGUAAACGCCAGCUUACCGUUAGUAGCGUACUUUCCCUAGGCAAUGGGAGUAGUGAUUCCAGAUGGUAUAAGAAUGAGUGGUGAAAGGGUAAACUUCAGACCUCUUGAAACGUUGC